UCUCAUUCUACACAAAAACUCUGUUCGACGAUUUCUGAACCCAGUCUCCAACAAAUGCUCGAAUUUCAUGUAGAACGUAAACCAUUUCAGUACAGUAUUUAUGAUCAGUAAAUUUCUUCUAUCUUACGACAUUAUGUGUAAAGAACACCUAUGUCACUGCCCGAUGCAUUUACCUUUCCUCUCCGUUCUAGUAUCAUCACCGCCCAAUCUCUAUUGUCUUUAAGCCCAGCUUGUAAGAUGUGUGCGUCCAUCCUCCCUCCUAUCCUCCCUAGGUCUCUCCCCCAAUGGGUCCUCCCUCGCGUCCCCCCCGCACUCCCCGCGCACUCGCACACCCCUCAGCCGGCACUGACGAGGCAUCAGCCCAGAGACUCACUCACUCCCGAACCUCCUAGUCCCCUCCUCGAGUUCUCACAAUUACCCUUCUUGUACCAUACCCUUGCCUUACCCUUGUUCCCUUCCAUUCUUACUUGUUGUUUAAGAAACGAAGACCGCUCACAGCAGAAAACGAAGGCUCGUGUUGUGAGAUACGAGGUGAGGGAGGUGUGAGUGCAGCCCAAGACGGAGGGUUGGGAGCCGCGCGCUUCUUGAAGGAGUGGUCGAUCGUUUAGAAAAUUAGACAUUUAUCUGUCCACAUUACGAUUGGUUUACGAUGGUCAGAAUUUGGAAAUAUAAACAUGUUCAGUGUCAUAAACAUUAAGAAAGGAAGUGGGCAAGUGACUCCAAAGAUCAUAUGGGCAGAUGAUGAGUUCUUGUUGGAAACUAUUUCACACAACUGAGAACGCCGUUCUUUUUUUUUGUCAUCUUAUAUAGUCCCUGGAGAUAAGAAUGCUAGAAGGAGUCGGGAUGCCGUUGGUCUACAGCACAGGUGCUGCAGGUGGGCGGGAACAACGCCGUCCGAUGUGGACUCAACACGAGAAAGCUGUAUUACGUCUACUUAUGCGUCAGUAUGCUGGUGUUACUGAAUUCGAUCCACCUGAUGUUCACAAGCAUCCAAUCAGAAACGAAAUGUGGAGGCUUCUGACAGCUCGGUACAAUGCCCAUCCUCACGUGCGAUCAAGAGAUACCAAACAACUUAGAAAGGCGUGGGAAAACCUGAAAUACCGGGCCCGCAAAUUGGGGUCUGAAAGCCAGCGAAGUGGAAGACAGCAAAAUAACAAUGAAUCAAACUGGCCUUUGGAUGGAGUCACCCUCCCAGGGCCGCCAACCUCCCCGACGGCGAACACUACUGCUUCCAGGGAGACAGGGGAGGUUGGGGAAUGGAGAUGCUCUGAAGAUUCGCAAAAAAAUGACGAUGACCUGGAAGAAUCUGAGAAAAAAUGUAAAGAUGAAAUAGAAGAGGAGAAUUCUCAGAACACUGACAAUCCAAAUAUUCACUCUCUAAGUGAUAGGGAAACAUCUGUUCUGAAUUUACAUCCUAUCGUGUCGUCACUUCUUGGUGGGGGUUUAGGACCUUUGGCCACAACUCUACCGUUUCUAGCAUCACCUCCAAGUUCCCAGCUCGCUACUGGACUGCUUUUGCCCCACGCAAUAUCUAAUUUAGGAUCAACUGGGGAUACUGACAUUUGUCAAUCAGCACUGAGGUCUUCCAUGGAUUCUGUUUCCACUACCUCUACUUCACCCACAACGGCCACCUCCACCCCGUUACCAACUGCCACUACCUCAGGCAUUAGCACCUCUACCUCAGGAACGUCCAUCGCUAUUAGCAGUGUGUCUCAGGCAAACAGUGACACUUUAACAAUAACCACUUCUGCUUCGUCAACCACCCCAGAGAAACUGAAAUCGGCGGAAGAUCCAGGAAAUUCAUGUGCAGCACAGGAACGACUUCAACAGCGCGUGUCUAUUGUGGAGGGGAACAUACGUCACGCAGAGGAGCAGCACCAAGCGCAACUUCAGCUCCUUCGGCUUCAGAUGGCACAGGCAAUUGCUGAGCACGAUGCUAAAAUGAGGGUACUAGCUGCACAGCUCGAGUAUUGGCAGAGGCGACUUCGUGUUCAGCAGAGAGUCACGUAUGCUUUGUCAGCCAUUACACAAAGUGACCCUGAUUUGGAAGACGAGCAGAUACCUUGACUUCUUUUCAAAAUUUGUGUUUACGGCAGUGGUUUACUUCUGAUUGCUAAUGUAAGAAAGGUUGUGAGUUCAUGUAUGCUCAAUGUAGUAUCUGAUGAAGAUAUAAAGUCUUGGUUGUUAAGCUAGCAUUUCAAUUGUUUGAAAGGAAAAUGUUAAAAUAGUUGAUACAGUGGUAUUAUGUAUGUGUAAGUAAAUGUAUGUAAUUCAGGAAAAGAAAACAUUAGUGCUGUUCAUAAUUCAUUGGAUACUGGCUUCACCAUCAAUUAUUUAUUUAUUCAUUUAUUCACGUGAAAAAACAAACUUUUCAGUCUUAUCCAAAUAGCCUGAAAUCAGGAUAAACGUACUUGCGCUGAAAUUAGAAUGUACAAAUUCAUUAUACUUUAUACAACUUUUGCCAGAUAACUUCUUACAAAUGUACAUAUAGAUGACAAUAUUCUCAAUGCAUUUGAACAAAGAAUAUAUUUUAGUUACAUAUAGGAAGAUGUAUUGCCAAUAAAAAUACAUCAGCAA
Penaeus indicus is the source of this 2577-nucleotide messenger RNA. RefSeq names its product myb/SANT-like DNA-binding domain-containing protein 3. The record is from RefSeq and is a predicted model, not a curated record. The transcript is spliced from 2 exons. Lineage: Eukaryota; Metazoa; Arthropoda; Malacostraca; Decapoda; Penaeidae. Bases 826 to 2067 code for a protein of 413 amino acids.